This is a messenger RNA of Candidula unifasciata, 4604 nucleotides long. The record is from the annotation of a GenBank genome assembly. NCBI's taxonomy places the organism in Eukaryota, Metazoa, Mollusca, Gastropoda, Stylommatophora, Geomitridae.
AGGACCUAGAGGAGGACUUCUGGGAUAUUGAUGAUAGUAUUGAUGAAGAUGAUGAUGAUGAUGGUAGCUAUAAAUGGGAGAGAGAUCGCUUUGAUACAGCAGAACUGAACAGUUUUCUCAAAAAGAAACUGCUUCCUGACAACCCAGAUGAUGUAAAGGCUGAAGACACCCCAUCAGAAAAAGAACCAGAACCUCUGAAAGUGGAACCUAAAGGUACGGAGGAAGCUGAAGAGCACAUUCUUAAGGAAGUAAAAAAUGUGGAGAAACAGGAAGUGUCUGCUGAAAUUGAGAACAACAAAGAUGAAAACAAAAGUGACAGAGAAGAAACUAUUAUUGUUGAUGCUCCAGACAUUUCUGAUGGCGAAGAAAGUAAUACAGUUGAUACCCCAAAAAUCUCUAAUGGCGAAGAAAGUAAUUUAGUUGAUGCACCAAUGAUUUCUAAUGGUGAAGAAAGUAAUACAGUUGAUGAUCCAUCAAAUAACACUAAAAGUGAUUCAGAUGAGAUUGCUGAUGAAGGGAAAGAAGUCGAGGUCAGCAAUGAUGAAAAAGAAUCCAGAAAAGAAGAAACUGUCGAGGACACGCAUGUUGACUUGGAAGUUGAUGAUCCCACAGAGUUAGAUGAGUCUUCGCCAGAUGAGUUUGAAAUGAAGAAAAUGGAGGAUGGAAAAAGUGAGAAUUUGAAAGAAGCAGCAGAAAGUAAUGGAAAACAGGAGAGCAAAACAGUUGUGGAAGAAACAUCUGCAACUGAUUUACAUUUUAAAGGUGAAGGUGAUGCUAAUAGUGACGAUGAGGAAGAACUGAAGAGUAAACAUUCACCAGGGACAGAUUCUAAAGGAACACAUGAAAUAAACAUGGUAGAGGAAGCUGUGUCAAAAGAUCUGAGUAAAGAUGCAUCAUCGGAAGCAGAUUUAAAACAUUUAAAAGAAGAAUUAAAAAGCAGUGACACAAAAAAUAUAGAAGAUAAAAAUGAGGCUGGCGAUACAGUAUUGCCCACUGGAGACAAAUCCGCAGAUGAAACACAUUUUGAUAAAACAUCUACUGCAGAACAUGAAACAGAUGGCUCAGAUGUUACACCUGAUACACUGUUAGAUGCAUCGUCUCCAGAGUUUAAUCAGAGGUUAGACUCACUUGCUUUAGAAAAGAGCAGAUUGGUUUCUGAUGUGGAGGGAAGAGGCCAUCCACUUGAAAAUACUGCAAGUAUUGAAGCAGAUAAAUCAUCAGAAGACAUUUCUAGUCUGUCAGAUGAAGGUGAAGGAAAAUCAAAAAAAGAGAAUUCUGUAUCUGAAAGUUUUACAGCUGAACAUGUAGACCAAGGGGAUGAGAAGUAUCUUGGUGAUAGCUUCCUCCACAGUAGUAGAGCACAGCUAGAAGAUUCUGAUCUAGCUAAAGAGACUCCUAAACUGGACAUAAAUCCAACAUCAGCUUCAAUUUCUGAGAAGAUUUCAGAAUCACAGUCUUCACAAGUGGGAAUUGAGUCAAGCAAUACUGAUGAUCAGAAGAUUGAUGCAACAGGGAAUCAGAUUGAUAAGAAGCUGGCUAAAACAGAGGAGUUGGAAACAAUUACAGAAGGAGGCUCCACUAUUGUUAUUAAUAAAGAGGGUGAGUUGGUCACAGCCAUAUUGCCAGAAGGUCAUAUAUCUCAGACAUCAGAUGAAGUGGCACUAACUUCUUCCAGUGGUGUUGCCAGCUCUUUGUUAACAAAUUCUGGUCAGUUGGAUCCAACAGCAGUUGGCAGUAUACUAAAGCCAUCACAGACUCUAGAGGAACUGAAAAAGCUAGACACUGAAUCCCAGCAGAAAGCUGGAAAUAACUUCAACCAUAAGAGUGCAAACACCUCAGGUGUACAACAAGAAAACAGUGAUAUCCUUUUAGAUAGUCAGCUGGUCAAUAAAGAUUAUCAAAGUGCAGAUUUCAAUAGUAGAAAGGUCCUCUCUGUAGACCACACAGCAGCAGCAGCGUCACAGCAACAGCAGCAGCCACAGCAGCCAGCCUCAGAACAGCCUUCGGAGGAACAGAAACAACAGAACCUCAGAUCAGUUGUACCAACACCAGUAGCCAGUCCUCCUUCGAAACUUGAUUCAGAAAUGAGCUUAGCUGUCUCAGAGACACUAGCUGAAACUCUGGGUGCAACUUCAGAAGAUGCAGAUAACCAGGAAUCCUCUACAGAUAAGGAACAUUCUAGUGCAAAUGGUAGUGAUGGACCAGUUAAACAAGAGCUAUUACCUGACCAACUGGAGCAACCAGAUGGAGCACCAAAAGUAACGGAAGCAGCAACUGAAAUCCCUACUGGCCACACAGACCUUCCUCCAUCAGAAAACUCUGUCGAGUCUGCGCAGACACCAGAAGACACCAGUUCAGCCACAGAUUAUGCUACAGACUCAAUUUAUCAUAGCAGAAAAAUUAAUGAUGAGGAUUUGAUGAAUGAAGAGGAGCAGAAGUUUACUGGGCCCAGUCAGGGAUUUUUCAAGAAGAUCAUUAUAUCUAUUGAAAGCCAGUCUAAGAACCUGCUUGAAAAGCUGCCACCAUCGGUACACUCUGUGCUGGAGUCAUUUGGUUUGGUGUCCAACAUGAAGCUGGUGGUGAUCACCUUUGCUGUGGCCUUACUGAUUUCAAUGACUUUCAUCUCCUGUUGUUCUUCUGGAGGGUCUAACAAGAAACUACAACAGCAGAUGUUAGUGAAGUUUGAUGAGCUGGAGAAAAAGCGGUUGAUUGAUAUCAAGGAAAGGCAGAACUUGGAAGAUGAAAUCAGUAGCAAAGAAGCUAAGAAUCAACAAAUGAAGGGAGAAAUUGAGAAACUGAAGGAAGAAGCAAAGAAAAAUAAGUCUGAACUACAGACAGUACAGUUGCACAAUGAAACACUGAAAAAACAGCUGACAUCAUUUCAGUCACAGUUAGAAGAACUCAAAGAAAACGCUAGCUCUAAACAAGGAGAAGUAAAACAACAAAGCAAAAAGACCAAAGAUUUGGAGAAACAGAUAAAGAAGUUAGAAGAGAGAGAAAGGAAUUUUGAGCAAACAGCACAAAAGCUGUUAUCAGAUCUGAAACACAAGGAGGAGGAGGUGGUGUUACUGACAUCCAAGGUAGUUGGUUUCACAGACUUGGUUGGGCAUCUCCAGACUAGCAAGGACCAACUGUUGGCAGAAGCUGAUGACUGGAGAGAAAAGGUUUCUGACUUGAAGGAAAGACUAGAACAGAGAGAAGAGGAAUUUAGAGAGAUGCAGGAGACAAUCAUGUUCAAAGAAAAUGAAUUAGAGGUGCUGAAAGAUUGCUUCUUACAGUUAAAGGCUUUUGAAGAAAGAGAAGAGGGUGAAGAGGAUGCAGAGAAUGUCAGUGCACGAGUUCAAGAGAAAAUAGCUUCAAUGAUGGAUGUGUCUAAGAUGAAUGCAUCUUUGAUAGCUUUGGAAGAGGAGAAAAAUAGCCUUACGAACAAACUACAGAUUGAACUUGAAGCAAGACGAGAGUUAGAAGAACAAUUGGAAAGUUCACGUCGCAGCUUGGAGACAAGCAUGGCAGACAAGAUGAAAGCAGAACGACAGUAUCAGGAAGCUCAGACUAAAUUUAAUGUCCUGUCUUCUUACUUCAAGGAAAAGGAAAUGCAGCUUCAGAGAGAGCUUGGUGAACAUGAAGCCUUGAAGAAACAGAACCUGAACAAGCUGGUGAAUGCCGAUGAGACCACAAAAUCUAUACAACAAGAGCUGGACUUUAUUAGGACACAGAAUGAAAGUUUGAAGAGAGAGUUAGCAUCAUCAGAGAGAGACUUCCGCUCUCAGAUUGCUGCAAAUGAGAAAAAAGCUCAUGAAAACUGGCUGGCUGCUCGAGCUGCAGAGAGAGAACUCAAGGAAGCCAGGCAUGAGGCUGGAGUGCUAAGACAAAAGUUAACAGAUAUAGAGAGAAGGCAGUUCAUUGGUCCAGGUGGAUUAAUACGACCAUUGCCCACCAGGCUGCCACCAACUGGUAUCUUGAAUGGGCCGCCACCAGGAAUGGAGCGAUCACCAUCCAGAGGUUCUUUGCCACCUAUGCUGCCCAUCCCUCCACCCCAUUUGAGGGAUGAAGACUUCAUAGCCACUCGUGGAGAUCGAGGACCACCACUAUUUCCAUUGGAUAUGCGCCGCGGCCCAUUGCCACCUCCAGGGAUGAGACCUCCUCUAGAUGCUCGUUCACCUCCACCCCGUUUGCCUCCCUUUGGUAGUGCCCAUUCUCCUCCCCUGCGUAUGCCUCCUCCAGGAAUGAUGGAUGGAAGGUCACCUCCUCCAUAUGAUCGCCGACUUCCACCACAUCAUAUGUCAGACAGACGCAGUCCACCAUUCCGCCUCCCUCCCCCUGAUAUGUUUCCACCACCACCACCAUUAAUGAGAGGUGGACCUCUUCCACAUCACUACCUUAGUCGUGGAGGUGCUGGAUCACCACCUUUGGGACCUGACUCUCCUCAUUUAGAUGGACGGUACCCAUUACCAUCUUAUGGGAGGAACCCACCACAUCCUCAGACAGACCGUCACCGAAACAGAGCAAGCAGAUGUCCCCACAACAAAGCCAAGUCUAAUGAGGAGGUUAAGAUAUCUUGUAGCCUGUACAGAUGUGCUUUAAAAACAAAUUAUGACUUUUAG